Solenopsis invicta (red fire ant) is the source of this 916-nucleotide messenger RNA. RefSeq lists its product as uncharacterized. The coding region runs from base 515 to 832 and encodes 105 amino acids. The record is from RefSeq and is a predicted model, not a curated record. Lineage: Eukaryota; Metazoa; Arthropoda; Insecta; Hymenoptera; Formicidae. The transcript has a single exon.
AACGAACCUUUCAUCGACGAUCGUAAGUAUUAUGGGUUUUAUAUCAAAAUUGGAAUGUGAAUGAGCAUAAUAAAAAAUACGGAUUUAGAAAUACGAACAAUAGAUAAACUUUUUAGAAGAGUUAAAAUCCUCAUAAAAAUAUAUAAUUGAUGUAUUAGCAUAAUAUUUUGACAUUCAACGCCGUUUUAAAGAGGCAAAGAUAUUUUAAUUUCUAUGUCAAUAAUUAGAUGACAAAGUCAGUCGUUUUGGUACCUGAUAAACAAGAAAUACAGACAGCAUUUAUUACGGAUGAAUUGGCGGCAGGCGUAAGAUACGAUGACGUGUACAUCUCACCGGGCUAUAUAAAAUUCAACGAAACUUUCGAAGGAGUUACGCAUCGACAGCGUAUUACUAUGAAGAACGUUGGGUAUAAACCUGCGCUUAUCAGAAUCUGCCAGUUAAAUUCUAUAGUAAAUAUGUCUGAGACAUAAAUAAGUCAUUCAGUGAGAAAUUUGUAGAAACAAGGAAACUUUCAAUGAUCAACAUCUCUCAACAGGCUUUUCAAGUAAAAGCUUUGAAAAACGGCAUACGAGUAAGUCCUGGAUUAAGUAUAACAACAUACGUGACUUAUUCGUUCAAGAGAACAUCCAUAUUGCAUGCAAUAAUCCCAAUUGAGAUAAAUGGAAAGAUAUUCGAUUAUCGCGUGAUAUCUACUCUGGCCAUCGAAUACAUCAGCAUCGAACCGAAGUCAGUAGAUUUUGGUACCAUCGACAUUGGCUAUUCGUCCGGUUCAAAAAUAAUAACGAUCCGUAAUGAAGGAAACAAGAGCACCAGGUAUUCGCACUAUUCGUGAAAUCUUUCGCACAUUAGAAAUAAAAUUGCAUUUAAAAGGCAAUUUAUAUCUUUUUCAUUUUUAUUAAGAAAACAUUUUCAAGGA